Messenger RNA from Trichosurus vulpecula (common brushtail), 9699 nucleotides. RefSeq names its product ciliogenesis and planar polarity effector 1 (gene CPLANE1). NCBI's taxonomy places the organism in Eukaryota, Metazoa, Chordata, Mammalia, Diprotodontia, Phalangeridae. Gene Ontology annotation, cellular component: ciliary transition zone. Gene Ontology annotation, biological process: cilium assembly. The record is from RefSeq and is a predicted model, not a curated record.
AUGGAGGUUAAACUAGAAGUUUUAUUAUCGACAAGCAUCAAACAGAAAAAACCUUGGCCUCGAAUUUCCUGGCUGGGACAGAAGAAAAUCCCUCGUCUACAGCUUUUGCUGAAAAAUGUUGUCAUCUUAACAACUUCUAGUAAUGAUGCUUGGCUCGCUGGGUUACUUAACACUGGUGAAAUUUUUCUUUGGAACAAAGAUCAAGACUGCUUGAAAACUGUAUCUGCAACUGAAGAGCCUAAGACACUGAUAACAGCAGCCUUAGAAUGUUCUCUGAGACUGUAUAUCUAUGUAUCAGGAGAUGGAAAAAGAGUUCUACUUACCAUACCUUCUGGAUGCAUCUUGUUGUGGGAGUGUUUGGAGCCUGAGAAUAUUGUAUAUUCCAAAAACUCUUCACUGUUGGGUCAGUGGACACAAAUCAAACCUGAAAAAUCAAUCAUUUUGCCUUCUCCUGAAGAUAAAGAAGCUGUAGUAGAUGCUGUUUUUAUAAGAAAUGAGUUGCUUGGUGAUUGCUGCUUGUGUUCAUUUACCUUUUAUUCUGGAGAAUAUUUGAUGUUAACAUUUUUGGCACUUCAGUGGCAUGAAAAUGUAUCUCGAUCUAUUAGUUCAUUGUCAUACCAGGUCCAUUGGGCACAUCAAGAAUGUUUUCUGUGUACCUUGGUUCCUAAAUGUGAAUCAGUGAAAUCAAGAGGAGCCCUGAUUAUAGCAUUUUCAAGGGAUGGCCUUACCCUGGCAGUAACUCUUAAUCAAAAAGAUCCAAAGGCCACACAAAUUCUAUUUAUAAACAUACUGAAUUUUGUUACUCUCUGUGGUAGUCUUAAAGGUUGUAGCAAUAAGAAUCCUGUGGUUCCAUCCAGACUCAUUAGGUCCUACUGGGUGGGUGAUAUCAGCUGGACUCAUGAUAGCCUUUUUCUGGCCUGUGUAUUAAAACGUGGCUCCUUGGUUCUAUUGAGCUGCUUGGGUGAAUUGCUUACUUUGGUCACAUUUGGUUGCUCUAUAGAAUUUGGACCAGCAGAAUUUAUUCCUCUUCAUCCACUAAUAACAUAUAGACCACAGCAAUUUGUACUGCAAGAUUCAAGUUAUUCCCCUGAUUCAUCAGCCUCUGAUAAUGACCUGACGAGACAGAGAUUUUCUGUAAAAACACACUCAAGAUUACCCUACCUAAUUGUCUCUGAUGGAUAUAUGGUUACAGUACUUCGAUUUUUUGAUAAUCUAACUCCAUCUGUACUUAUGAAAUCAUUUCUACUUGAAUCAACCCAAAGGCUUGAGAAAAUACAUCAAGGGUUAAUAUCUCAGGCUAAAGGAAAAAAUCUGAGACUGCGAUCAUUGGAUUCGCUCCGGUCUAGUCUGUUAAAGCAUCAAGGAAAUCAAAGUUCAGUUGUCUCUGCCAUCCCCAGAUUCUUGCAGGCAGAGGAAGAAGUAGGGGAAUUAACUGAGAAAAUGACAGAUCUGCAGGAUCAUGAAAUAGAAGAAAUUAAUAAUGGUACACAAUUUCCCAACAAUUUUUUCCCUUUUUGGAAUCAGAAAAGUGAUUCUUUGUUUGAAGAAGGAAGACUAGAAUUUGCAUCCAUGUUUGAUACUAUUCAUGCAAAGGAUGAUGCUAAGGAAAAAGAUGAUAUUGUAACAGAACUACAUUCUAUUCAGAAAAAUCUCCUUGCAGCCUGGAAUAUUGGAAUUUCAAAAAACGUGGAACACAAAAAAUUAAUGUUAAAUUACACAGUAAUCUGUAUUACUCAUUUUCUCUACAUUCUUCAGUUUGUAAAAUGUCCUUCUCCUAAACAGAAUCUUUUUUUAAAUAAGACCAUAAGGCACAAUGCCUGGCUGCACUGUGUCUUUCAAGUUUUUCAUCAGUGUCUGUCUGUUCAGUACUGGGAUCUAAGAUACAGACAGGACAUGGGACAUUUGGUAAAGCUGACCUCACAGACACUGAAAUUGAUGUUCGUUCAGCAAGAACAAGAUCAGUUAUUCUCAGAUACCCUUUUAGGAUGUUUCAACUUACUUAAGAUGGUCUCUGACAGUCUAAAUGGCGUAUAUACUCUCAAGCAUCAGCUGAUUUCAGCAUCCUCUGAUGGAAAUAGGACAGUGAAUCAUGAAUCAUUGGUGGUACCUAUUUUUCAAAAACUUUCUUACAACUGCACUCAGAAAUCAUGGUCAUGGAAUUCUUUUUUAAAGAUACCUCCUCAGGCCAUAAAUCUUGUUCAAAAGCCAGGCCACAGGUUAUCCAUCCUUUGGCAGUUGUUGUACAAACAAACUUUGUGGUAUCAAGCUCAUCUAAGUAGGACGGACCCUAAGGACGAUAGACAAUUAACCAAAAGGAUAGCACAUGAAGAAUCCAUUGUCAGAUCCUUGUUAUGCCAUAUACAAGCUAUUCUACAGACGGCAGGAUUUUGCUUGAACCAAGCUUUGGAGCUUAAAUCUGUAAUUGGUGAGGAAUACUUUCUUUUGGGAUCAUAUGAAGAAUCUGUUCAACUAUGGAAGAAAGCACUACAAGAAAACAAAGCAAUAGGAGGAAAGAAGACAUACAUUCUUCAGACACGCUAUUAUCUUGCUCAAUUGUAUUGUCAUCUCUAUUGUUAUAAUUUAAAUGAUGCUCAAGGAAUGUGUGAUCAUUUGGUAAGAGAAAUACUGAGACAGUCUCAAAUGUCUAUCAAAGAAGAGGAAUAUAUUCCAGUUUCAGAGAGUUUUCGUUGUGAUUUUGGAAUAAUUGGAAAUGUUCAUCCUGAAGCUGCACUUGUGGUUGUUCGGUGCAUGGCUCGAUUCAUGGCUGCCUAUUUCACCAACCAGCAGCUUUAUGUGCUCCCACCUCACAAUGUGGGCAUUCUUCCUCCACUUCAUAUAGAAUCAGAACAGUCUGUUCGAAUCAUUCCUCUGCAACACUCUAAGGUGGCAAGUGUUAUUAGAGAUCAAAACCUCUCUUAUCUGUGGACAGUUGAAUAUGCUCUUGAAUUGCUGUUUAUCACUGGUCUGAUCCCAGAGGCUGUGUGGCUUGCUCACAGACUUGGUGACUGGAAGAUGGCUGUUUCAAUUGGUUUAGCCUUCCAAUUAUGCUAUAAAAGUAACAGCAAUUUAUCAAGGUAUAAGAAGAAGGACUUGACUCUACCAUUAAACAUGACUCCAACACGAAUUUUUCAGGAAAAACUACAGUGUUUUUUAGGUCAGCCAGCAUCUUUGGAAGUAGUUAAUGAGUUUGGUCCUAAAUACAAACAGUUUACAGAUCCCAUUGAAGAAGAAGAUGUAGACCUACUUUUUAAUUCCAUACAAGAAGUAUUGAAAGCAGCAGUUAUGGCUGAUGCCGAUAUUCUCUCAGAGACAUUUCAGCUUUUGAUAGACUCAGCCAAAGACUUCAGUAAGAGGUUAUGGGGCUUAGUACCUAUGGGCUUGUAUCUUCCCUCUCCUCCAUUAUAUUGUCCUCAGCCAGCUGUUCUUAGUGAGGACCAUGGUGAUGACCUCCUAUUAAAAGCCGAGAAAGAUUAUCGCCAGAAGGUGUCUGGCAUCCUGCAGCGAAUCCUUCUGCUCUUCCGGGCAGCUUGUUGCUCCUUUCCUGCAGCUCAAUGGUACAUCUUAAAAUUGAGGUGGUCAAGAAAAGUGAUGCAAAAGAUUCGAAUGAAAGGCUCCCUUCCUUUAUUGAGUCCUUUUCCAGAGUCUUUGCUUCAUUAUUGUAAAGUUGGUAUGGCAUUCUAUCGACCUGGAGCCCCUGAAGACCAAAAGCUUGAUGAAGUUUCAUGUAAAACAAUAGGUUGCUUCAGAGAACUCUGUGCUUUGUGUUGGAUGCUUCAUGUCCGGGAAAAAUUGUCGUACAGUUGUAGACAAUAUCAGAUAGCAAGAGAAAAUGUGGAAAAGAAAAAGGAUAUGGAGUUGGAGUUUGAUUCUUGUAUGGUAGAGCACUGUUUCAGUGCACUGGAAUGGGCAUGUAGAAUGUUACCUUUCUCUAGGUUUAUGAAUAUUGAAGAACUUGUGCAGGAUAUAAUUUUGAGUCUUAUUGGAGAACUCCCACCCACCAGAAAGGUGGCAGAAAUUUUGGUGAAAGCAUUUCCCAAUUCUGAAGAUAUAAGAGUACCUUUAAGAGAGAAAUAUAAUUCUCUUCAUCAGAGACUCAGACAUUGUACCGUGAAAGGUCCACAAACUGAGGAAAUGAUGUCUGUCAUCAUGCAUUCUAUUUACAAAGUGAGGGUGAAAGCUCUGAAACGAGUAAGGAGGAAUAUAGGCCCUUUUGAAAUGAAUAUCUGGGAACCACCUGAAGAAGAGACUGUAGAUAAUAAGAUUCAUACUUAUGACCGGUUUUCACUUGGGACCAGUUUGAGCACAAGCACCCUUACUGAAGUGGGAAAUUCCCUGGCUCAUAGUGAUACAGAGACAGCAGAUACUUUCUCAGAAGCUUUGUCAUCUGAAAAAAAAAGAGAGAAUGCCCAGAAUCAUGCAGAAUUCACAUUGAUUAGUAAGCACAAAAAUAAGAAAAAAAAGUUCAAUUUAGAAGAAUGUCCUGAAAGGAAAGGUGAUUAUGAAAAUUUACCAAGAGAAAGUAAAGUUCCUAUAGUAGGUGUUUGGGAAUUUGAACGUGAUGAUGACGAAUAUAUUAAAUUCCUUGAUCUAUUCUUGAGUUAUGUACUUGAAAAAGACCUGACUGGUUCUAAUAAUCCUGGUAUUCCUUUUCUAAGUAGCUUUUCAGCCCAUCUUAAGGAACAUGAGCUUAAUUCUUUGCUUUUUGAUGUUCAUACAACAUUAAAACGUCGUCAGGGCAAAUCCAAAAGCCAGAAUGUGUUCAGAGCUGGCUCCUGCUAUGUUAUCAUUCCUGAGUCUUGUGAAUCAGAAAUAUCAUCUACUUUGAAUAGUGAAAACUUCAAAAAUUUGGAAAAUCAAACAUCUUCACCUUCAGUAUUAGUUGUUCAAGGGCCAAGAUCUUUUAUACAAAACUCUUCAAAUGAAGUAAUGAAAAGCACGGGAAAGAGAGGCUUGUUUGGUUUAAAAGAAAAAUCGAUGUACAGAAUCAAAGAUGACAAUAGAGAGAUACCCAUGCCCCACAGAUUACCAAAACAAGCUUUUCUUCCACAAAACUUUAAGGCUACAAAAUUCACUUAUAAAGCAGUUCAAUGGAAUGACAUUAUUCCUCAUGAAGAACUUUCUCCAGAACUAAAGAACAAAUUUGGAAGCAUAGCAAAACUGCUGGAAUGGAUGAUAAGAUGGUCUGAUAGAAGAAUGCUCUGUGACUCCACUAAACCUGAAUCAUCCAGCCCUGUCAUACGGGUGAGGACCUCAGCAGCUGCCAUUUUAAUGUCCCUCUGGCUUUUAGAACAGUCAUGCUUUGUUCAGCAAACAAGUCGUGUUAUCUGUAAGGUUCCAGAGAAUCAUUAUUCUGUGCCUUCUGUGCUCCUACCUGAAACUAAAUGCAGUAUUGAGAAAGAAAGCAGUGUAGAUACUGACUGUCCAGCAUCAGUGCCAACUCCAAAUGAAAUUCAGGAAAUCCAUAACAGUGAUGAGCCUUAUGAAAACUUUUUGGAAAUAACAACUCAAUCAAAAGAUCCUGAAAUAAAAGAACUCGUUGAGGAGAGCAUUUCUUUUACUCAUGUUACUGAUAAAGAAUUUACAGAUUUUGAUGAAGAUAUCCUAGAAGAAAUGGAAACAUUCACACAAGAGGAAAUGAAAGCGCCAGACUGUGGCGAGAACUCUGAAGAAUCAUUUGGAAGUCUAAAAAACACUGAUGUUUCUAUCAGCCUUAUGUCAUUAGAAGGGCAAUCAGAAGAACAGCAUUCCAGAAAAAAGGUUGAGUGUCCAUUGAACGAAUCAGUGGAAGUACUAGUGAAAACAUCAUUUGAGCAGAAAGGUAUGGUUGAGACUGGUGCUGACACUAAACUCACCAUUCCUCACUCGUUCUGUUUAGAUACAAGUGCAGAUCCUCCUAGCAUACAAGUUUCUGCACCAAAAGACCCGUCUUCCUCAGUUCCUCCUUUGGUAUCAGAUACAGCCAGUAUUUCCUCAAAUACUCCUGUUUCAAAACGUCACAGGAGACAUAAAGAUGUGUCCCCAGUUCAACUACCAGAUUCUUCAGAACCUGUUAGGCAGAUGCUCAACGAUGAAUUGUUUAGAUUGGUUCAGUUGCAGCAGAUCAACUUUAUGAGCCUAAUGCAAAUAGUAGGAUCAUCGUUUGCCAGCCUUCCCAAUAUACAGCCUACACAGCAUUCUCAAAAUAUGCAUUUGGAAGGAAGCCAGAUUUCAGGCCCCACAAGAGGCAGUGGUGAUGUUGAGCCUACAGGUACAAAUCUUAAGAGAGAUUUCCUACUUGGAUCUAUUGGAGAAAAUUCCAGACAGUUUGAAAAAAGCAGACCUCAUCAUGAAGGAAUUGUCCAGCCUGAUCAGAACAAAGUUGGAAAUAAUCAGAAUAUUCCAUCCUUUUUUGUUCCUUUAGGUCACUUAGAUGGCCAGUCUAAUAAUGGAAAAGUAACUCCAAAAUCUCCAGGCUUGUCCACCACUCCAGGUUCUCCAACUUUUGCUGCAAGCAAUCACUUCCAUUUGUUGUCCACCACACCCACCAUUCACAAGAACCCUAUACUUAUUCCAGCUGUAAAAACCUUAAAUCCUGCCAGUGGUUUUCCUUUGCUUAAGAUUCAAAUGAAGCAUGAAUUCAAACCCUUCUCUGUCCAUCCAGUAAGAGCUCCACAAGUAACAGUCAGACCCCCUCCAGAACCAAAAGAGGCCUGGGGUUCAUCCAAUUCUGGAAAUAAACUUCUUUCAACAGCACACAGCAUCACUCCAACAUCCCAUUUGAAUUUGAGCCAGUAUGAUGUGGAAACUGUACAGAAAGCCCUUGAGCAGAAAAGAUGGGCAGAAAUAAGAACUAUAGAUACCCCUAAGCAUCUCAACUUAGAUCAGUAUGUUGAACAAGAAACCUUGACACCUCAACAUGACUCUUCAGUGAAAAAACAAGAAAAAAUAUUUGAUGUGAGACCAGAGCCCUCUGGAAUACCUAAUCAGAAUUUUCUUGGUGUUCCUUUAUUACACCUGCAACUUAAUCCUACUAUUGGGUUUUCACCAGCUUUGAGAGCAUCAGUUUCUGCUCCCUCAAUCCCUAGUAGACCUAAAGAAAAAGAAAGAGACUCAAAAGAAAUCUUGUACCCAAGCAUAAAGUUACUUCACACUUGCUUACCCCCAGAACGCAAGUGCCAAAAACCAAAGUUCAUUCCACUUGAAAAUCUCAUUGCAUUUAAACAAAGCCAGCAGAAACAAUCACUUAAUUUAUUUGAACAUGGGAAACCUGGGAAUAUCCACCUUUUAAAGGCCAAAAUAGAUCCAAAAAAAGAAAAUAAAAAAAGAGAAAGAAGACGGGCUAAGAAAGACCUUCAAGAAAAGAGUUCAGAGAAACAAGAGAAAAAAUGUGUGACAUUCCGAUCAGAGGAUUCCAUUAUUAAUCCAGAUGGUUUAGAAGUAUUUGUGAAACAAGAGGAUCAACAAGAACAACCUAUUCCUCAGCCUACUGAUUGUUUUGUAAUUCCUUUGGAAUCACUGGAAGAGGACAUCACUACUUCGGCUGGAUUGCAUUAUAUGGCUUCUGUAAAAAAGAAGGUGGUAGAAAAUCAAGAUGCAAGCACAAACACAGACCCAGCAUCUCUGUUAGUGAUGAGUAUAAGAUGUUACCACGUUCAGAAGAUUCAAGUGGAAAAUGUUAAAAAUGACAUUGAUGCCUUACUAAAAACUAGACUCUUAGCAAAUAAAGUUGGAACAUACAAGAAUAUUGAGUGUUCCUCAAUGUUGGCUCCAGAUGUUUAUUUAAAUCUCAGAUUUCCCUCUGAGACAUCAGAAGCACCUUUGACAUCUGAUCCUACAUCUAAUGUGGUUGGACACAAUUAUAUAAAUGUCAUUGACAUUGAAGCUACUGAUCUUCUUCAGGAAUUGCCCGUUAGAGAAGAGACUACAGAUAAUAUUGGUAACAAACAGGAAGGUGAUAACAUGGAAAUUCCAUCUUCUGCAGACCUCCACUACAUGGCAGCUUCUGUUGCUAAUGCAAUUCCUCCUGACCAGUUCAUGAAUAAAGAAUUAUUUAAAAGACCUUUAUUCUAUGAGAGUUCUGCAAAAGUACAGCCUCAAGUCCAAGAAUCUGCUGCAGAAUCAAGUGGUGUCGAAGAGUUUUUAACCUGGAAACGGUGCCAAGAUUUCAGUGCCUCACCUUACACAGUACCACCAGAAAAAAAGAUUGAUAUAAAGCACCUUACCACUAAACUCCUGGAAAUAGACGAAAAACUACUGGUACUACAGAACAUCGCAACUAACGUAGAGCAAGAUUUUAGCAACACUAAGUUGGUGGUGAAGACAGAAGAUCCCUUGGAAUUGCCAUAUUCCCCAGAAGUGGAUAAAGAGACAUUUUCACAAACUUUUAGAAAUCCUGAAGAGGCAUACUCUUUUAGACAUGAAAUUGAAGAAGAGGAAACUCCAUUACUUGAAUUUCCUGAAACAAAGCAUACUGUAUGGAGCUCUGGUUCCUUGUCUUCUAUCGUUUCAUCUUUUAAUGUUUCCAGUGACCAGAUUACUUCUACUGGUACUACUAGUAGUGAAGAUUCUGUUGGAAGUGUUUCAGCAGAUUUUCAGAUAACUGGACUAACUGAUAUUGCUGACAUAAUUGGUGAUCUUAUCACUGAGAGUGGGGUAUCCAGUGAAGAACUUGGUUUAACAGAAUGCCAAGCCAAGAAAAUCUCCAGGAUCCAUGGCACCCCAAGGAAGAGAAAGUCACAAAGAACAGAGAAGGAGAAAAGAGAGAUAAGAGCUUGGAUGAAAAAAAAAAGAAAGGAAAGGAUGGCAGAGUACCUGGCACAGCUAGCUGAGAAGAGAGAGAAAGAAUAUGAACCCUUUCAGUCCCAAAAGCAUCUGUUGUGUAUGACUUCAAAGGAAAUUAGGCUGUGUCAGAGGAUGAAGAAUGAAAAAGACAGAUUACAACUGUCUGAACACUAUCAUCGCCGAGUUACACAAGCAUAUAACCUAAUGAAUGAGUUGUUAUUCGAGUCAGCGCAGGUGCCAAGAAUGUCCUUGACAAAGCCAGCAGGGAGCCCAGCCAAGUCUCCUCGCAUUUCUAGGAAGCAGCAUCAUCUUCCUCCUAGUGGAAAGGACCAUAAUAUUAGUACCUUGUCACCGAGUCGAAAUUCAAAAGUUAGAUUUGCUUCCAAACCUACUUAUAUUCAUGGAAGAUCCCCUUUAAGCCAACAUCAACAUCCAUCUCAACGAAACGGAAUGGCUGCUCUUCCAAUAAAGAAAACAACAGAAAUUACCAAAAGGCCUACACGCAAUGUGUCAUGCUCUCCAGACCUCUCCAGGCAAGACUUUGGUUAUCCCCCUCAACGAGCCAGAUCCAUAAAAAGUUCUGAAACCAGUACAUCCACAAGUAAUGCGGAAGAAUACGAGAGGGAACACAGGACUAUGCCUGAAGGUGUUGACGAGAUUCUUUGCAGAAGUCCAAAUUCCUCCCUUGAGGACUUCUUAGAUGAUUUCCAGUUUCCCAUAAGCAUCAGUGGCCUGGAUAGUGUCGAGAGCACUGGCAGCAUCCUCAGCAAGAUUGACUGGCGUGCUGUUGAUGACCUGGUGGCCGCGGUAGAAAACACGUGAAUAAGUUGUGCCUUGGGCAGUGUGUGUCCAGGCUGCUGUGCACAAUACCAGAGUGACUGAUGGUAAAAAUGACAUCUCAGGGAAAGACUUGGACCAGAGAAGGGGGAUUGUGAUGAC